Molecule: messenger RNA, 8415 nt
Organism: Morone saxatilis (striped sea-bass)
Lineage: Eukaryota; Metazoa; Chordata; Actinopteri; Moronidae
Gene: znf831
Product: zinc finger protein 831
Exons: 4
Coding region: 311-5803 (1830 amino acids)
Source: RefSeq, a predicted model, not a curated record
CCUUCUCCUUUCCUCACUCUCCUCCUCUCUGCCUCGCCACUUUCAUAGUGCAUCUUUUCUCUCAUUUGCAUUUGUUCCGCUUCCUCGUGACAAGAAACAGUUCACGUCAAAGAGCUGUGCAAGAAAAUCAGAUUGGAGAGGGACAAACGGCCUGGAUGUCAGAACAGAUUGAAAGGAGCAGGUUUACUGAGGAUGAUGCUGUUCAGUGUAGAGGACUUUCCUAGCUGGAUAAUUGUUGCUGAUUGAACUGCAAAGCAACAAGGUAAUUAGAGUCCUGGCACUGGUACAUCACGACAGCAGCAGUGUUACCAUGGAGACUGGCAAGCCAGGAUUGGCGAGUGCUCCAGUGCACAUCAACUCCGUUGCAGCGCAGACAGAGAAAAGGAUGGACAUCCAGGCCCCGCUGACGGCUGUUUACAUCCACACAGUGCCUGCUCUACCAGCGCAGCCUUACCCCCAUCCUCCUCCAGCUGCCCGGGAGCCAGCCACACUCCAUCUGGCCAUGCCGCCGCUUUACUCCAAGGAGACGCUUCCCUUCCUGACACUCCAUAUUGCUGGUGGGCUGCAGUCUCAGCCGGGAUUGAGUCUGGCAGCUGCUUCUCCUGCAGCCAGACCCAAGUCGGCAGGAAAGCACGUGUGUCCUCACUGUGGACGAGACUGCAUGAAGCCCAGUGUGCUGGAGAAGCAUCUCCGCUGCCACACCGGGGAGCGGCCGUACCCCUGCACUACUUGUGGAAUUUCUUUCAAGACUCAGAGCAACCUCUACAAACAUAAGCGUACUCAGGCUCAUGCCCGCCUCUCGUCUGAGUCAGAUCAGAGCAGCCUGGGCAGCCUAGACAGCAUGUCCAGCUCCAGAGAGACUUGUACCUCCAGUUUGUCUCUGGACGAGUCAGGCAGCAUGGAAAAGGAUGCCACUCUACCUGUUGCUGAGAUCACCUGUCCAGUCAGCACUGUUAGGGUCUACUCUGUAAAUAUGCAUGGUUCUGUCAGGGAACAGAAUGAGGUGACCCCUGCAGAUCAUAAGACCAAAGAACCAAAUGAAAGUGCAAAGGUCACAACAGCAGGUGAAAAACAGAGGAUGGAAAAUGAAAAACCUACGCUGAGUCGACAUCUUCCCCUUCAGAGACAAGAAGCCACCCUGUUCUCCAAGCAGUGGGAGAGCUCUGUAUCCAGAGGAAAAUCGCAGAGCCAUGAGAGCACCGACUCAGGCUUCAGUGAGAGCAGUGACCACUACCCAAGCCCUGGCAGCAUUUUACAUGAUCACAGUAUGGAUUCCCUCACUGAAUCCACCAAGGAGCAUCUUGAGGAAACCACCAACAAACAAACACUGUCAGAACCAGGCCAAGGUGAACAGGAACAAAAAGACACUGCAAGGGAGCAGGAGCAAAAGACACUAGAGGAGCGUAUAUCUAAGCUAAUUUCGGAGAAUACAGCUGUUGUUGAGGACAAACAGCUGGAAAAUGUAAGGCCACGGAAGACAGUUCUGUCAAAGCAGGGUAGUAUUGACCUUCCCAUGCCAUACACAUACAAGGAUUCCUUUCACUUUGACAUGAAGAUGAAUAAGAGUCCGAAUGUUGGGUUACAAAGAAACAGGAACCCUGGUUUGUACAGCUCUGUGCCCACUCAGCAUUCCAUCACCACGGAGCAUGCCCCCUUAACCCGCAGCAACUCCCUCCCUUUCAGCGUUACCCUCCUACAGCCUGAGAGGAGCACCCCAACCUCCUCUUAUCAGAGUGAUUAUGUAACACUCGCCCGGAGGGGAAGCUCUGGCCAGAUCAAUCCAACAGGUUUUGCGAUCAAGCCUAUGAACCAGCAGUCAUCCACCCACCGCCCACUGGUCCGUCAGUCAGCCGUAGACUGCAACCACGCAACAGACGGUCUCUGCAUGAAUUCAUCUGUGGAGGAGGCGUGCACCAGCAGUCUCAGCUGCGAUGGGGAUGGCGGUGACAUUUGUGGAGAGCCAAGCAACAGAAAGUUCCGGAGGAAGAAAGCACAGAAGUUUGCCUACAACAAGUGGUACGUGUAUGGGGGAGGGACUUUUAAGAAGCUCUACAAUGCUGAGAAAGGCGGGGAUGACAGUGUUAUCAAAGGCAGGAAAUGUUCAACGAACCCAGAGCCUGAGGUUGUUCAGGGCUUACAAAAAAGGUUGUCAGAGGUUCAUAAGGAGACAGUGGCAACAACAGGCUCAGCAAUAAACUUCACAAGCAGCAGUGCAAUAGCGUGUCAUCCAGACUGCCCUCCUGCCAAACUAUCCCUCGUCUCUGCUGUGGAUUUUAAUCUAAAAACCGGCCAGCUUCAUACAUCAUGCAGCUCUCUCAAGAGCCCACUACGGAGAAAUCUGUCUUUGUCAGUACUGCCAUUACCUUUAAUUGGAUCACUGGUUAGCCACAAAACAGACAGAGCAGAUGAUGGGAGAUUGAUUAAUGAAGACAAACAUACUGACUUCAGCUCACAGCUCUGUGGAGCCCAUAUUCCCUCUGACAGGAAAAAGCCAAAAACUGAUGACAAAAUAAUUUGCCCUCUAGAGAUGGAGACCGACACAAACACACUGACUCAUCCCCCUCUUUCUGUCACUGGCAUUGCACCUCAGCAGGAUACAAAUCUCAGUAUGAACAACCUUCAAAAUAAUCUAAAACAUACACAGCUCAAAGGAGCUAUCUUCCCACCACGCAUAAUCAAUGCAAAUACAUCAUCUGUUAGCACCUCCUCAGCCACUUCCACCCCCUCUGCUGCCAAGACCAGCUUCCUGCCCAAAUACCAGCUCAAGUUACCUAAUGCUGCUGAACCUGAUUCAAAUCCUUCACCGCAUGUUGUGGAUAAACUGGCAGAAAGUGAUGGCAGUAAUUUCACCUCUGCUCUGUCAUUUUCUCACACUGAGCAAACCCCACUCUCAGUCACAGCUUCUGAAAAGAAAUGUAGUGAUCCUGCCACCUCACAGUUGAUGCAGAGUUGUGAUAUCAAAAAGACAAAUGCUUUCAGCUCCACAGAAGGCCAGCUCCUCUUGCCUUGCACAGUCACUACCCUUUGUCAGACUGAAACAUCAAGUCUCAAUAAAAAUGUAUCAUCUAGCCUAGCUGUAGUGCACAGGCAAUUUGCAGCUACCACAAUAACCACAACCUGCCUACAAGAUUAUCAAGGAGGAUUAUGCAGCACUUCAAUACAGCCCUCACAGUCUGCAGGAGGCUUGGCACCUAGGCAGUUACCCAGACCUGUUGCACCUGUGGUUGCGAACUUCCCUGCUACACCUAACAUAACCACAGCAAACAAUCAAACAUCUUCCACCGUCAUCACAGCUGUCUCACAAGGUCAACCUAACCAUAACCCUCCUUCGUCACACACACAACUCUCGCCAGCAUCCGACCUGUUGAGCCCUCUAAACCGGGCACGUACCAGCUCUAACACCCCAGUUGUACCUUGUCACAUUGUACCGUUUGACCAGAUGCAGCCAGCUGCUCAGAAUGUGUUUCAUGUUCACACAGCAGACCUCCAGAUCUGCCUCCAGAUCAUAUCUGAUGAGCAACUGGCUCUCAUUGAACCCCAGAUAGAGAGGCAAGCUGGCAAUACCCUCUCACAGAGACGUGAUACGGAAGCAGUGGCCCCGGGAGUGAUCCAGAAUAAAGCUCAAAGCUCCAUCACCAUGGAAAGCAGCAGUGAGGGAAGGGACCAUCAACAGCCAGGACAUCAAAAGGAGUUGGACCAAAGUGAGACUUUGGAGAGAAUUAAACCUUCAAUGUCUGUACAGUUUGGGAAGGCAGAGCCAAAUCUCCACUCGACUGAACACAUAAUUUCCACACAGGCUACAGUAUCCACUGAAUCAGAAUCUAAGCCUUCUGAAGCACCAGACUCGUCACAACGCCCACACAAAUACAGUCACGUAAACAUGGACACAGAGACUCAGAGGCACACAGCCGAUGUUAUGUCAACUGCUGCUUCACUCAAAGGUGUAAGGUCAGGUAGGAGCCAAACUUCAGAGGAGGAACAUACACUUUCUCAGAACCAUUGUGCUGAUGAGCAACCUUUGCCAGACAGGAGGGUCAGCCAAGGUGGACUGGUCUCUCAAACACUCUCUGGCCAACACAAGCUCAGCAUGACCUCUUUCUCUCCCAGCACACUAAAUCAGAAUAGCAAGAGAAGAGAAAUACUGGGAAAUGAAAGCCAACACAAACUUAAAAAUCAAGGGGCCACUUGUAAUGUAGGCAUGAUGAAAGCCAAGGGUGAAGCUUCUGCAUACAAAAGCAGCAAGUUGGAAAGUGGAGAAACCCACCCCCCUCUGCUGGCUGGGCUUGGUCAGGCCUCUGGUGCUGCAUGUCCUGAUGAACUCUCUGGCUCAGUUUCUUCAGUUUCCAUCAAUAAAUGCAAAGCUCCGAGACAGCUGGACCCACAGGCAUCCAUUUACUGCAGCAGUCCAGCGGAAUCCACAUUAUCAGAGGCUCUGAAUUCAUCCAAACAUGCAAACAUGGGAUGUGACAGGGUGAGCCCUAUGGACAAUUCUGCCCCUACACAGGAAAUGACUCUGAGUGAAUCACAGAACGUAAUCAGCUCAUCCCACUCAGAAAAACAACUGGGUCAGUUUACUUCACUGUCUUCUAACAUCCAGGUGGAAAGACCUAAGGACAUCCCAGCUGUGCUUACAAGUAUUCAGAGUCCUGCUGCAGGGCUCAUAGAGGGAGACUCCCUGGCGGGGUGUGCAGACCAGAAGGAGCUGCAGACAUGGGGACAUGGAGGGACCCCAGAGCAGCCAGACAGCACAGACUGGAGGCCAAAGCAGAGCCAAGAGGCUGGAGAGACAAACCACCAGCGUGUGGAGGUGCAGGGUGCUGGGGGCGUGGUGGGUGAGGAUAAGAACAGAGGAAUAGAGACAGCUGAGGAGCCAGGACAGUCAGGCAAGGCCGAUUCUGACUGCAGAUACACGUAUUUACAGGAUGUGACAAAGCCAGAGGGAGAAGACAGAAAGGCCAAGGCGGAUUCCUUUAAAAACUCUUGGCUAUCGGAGCAGCAUCUACAGCAUCUUCCCCAGACACACUCUGGAAUGUCUGAGUACCCUCAACAGAGCGCUCAGCAAGCUCCGAGCACGUCAAAUAACCUUCAUCUACCUGCCAGCAGCAGAGAGACUAGCCUUUUCAAUUCUCCACAGCCCCUGAUGGAAAUGAACAACUUAUAUUUCUCACAACAGCACUGGGAAAGCAGCAUCCAUAACCAACGAACACAGAUCUUAUUUGAGCCAAGUCAACAUGUCAAAGCACAGGGCCAUUUAACAGAAACAGAACAUGCUUUUUCACAAACUGAGUCUGGCCCUCAACAGACCUUUUCACUCCAGGACCAAAAACAGGAAGGAAAUCAAGGAAAUCCUGCAGGCCACGACAUCCCAGCAGUAACCUGUAUGUUAGGCAAUCACAAAAGCCUCUUGCCUGAUGUCAAAACACUGUCCUCCACACACCUCGGCCAAGUUUCUUACUCUGUUCAAGUGAAUGGAGCUGCUCCUGGAUUGCCAGGGGACACCCAAGCCUCAAACAUGCUGGAUAACAGUACUCUACUGCCAUCAAAGCCUUUUACAUACCCCGAGCCUGCUGAUUACCCAGACACCAAGGAUAAGGCUCCAAAUGACUACACGAGUCAGAGCAGUAACUCUGGGAGACCUGACAUUACCAACAAAUACCAGUCUUUUUUGUUUGCUGGCCAGCUUCAGGGCUACCAGCCGUCCGAGUGUCUGAGCGGUGGAGUGAGGGCUGUGCCGAGCUGCCAGGACUACACAGAAGACACCAGCAGUAGUGACGAUGAAGGGAAACUCAUUAUUGAGCUUUAGGUGAACACACACAUACAUUUUAAAUCUUGCUGUAGAUAUAUUUUUUUCAGAGGCAAAAUUGCUCUUGAGGCAGAAAUAUAAUAAAAAUAGAGUUAAGUUAGUGGGCAGAGCCAAACAGCCACAUGUAGUUAGCCCUCAGUGAUUUCUUUGUUUUUAAUUACGAAUGAUACAUUAAAGGUCCAGUGUGUAACAUUUGGGACAAUGUAUUGGCAAGAAUGGAAUAUAAUAUUCAUAGGUAUGUUAUGUGUAUAGUCACCUAAAAAAUAAGGAUAAUUUUGUGUGUUUUUGUUACCUUAGAAUGAGCUGUUUUUAAUCAAACAGAAGUGUGUCAUGGAUGUAUUAAGGGAGAACUGGAUACAGCAUCAGAGGGGGGGCUGCAUUCUUUCUUAUGGAAGCUGCUCAGUAGCAUAUGAAGCCAGGAAAGUUUGAUUUGCUGGUAUAAAAUUACCCAGAUCUUUAGCAAGCGCAAUAGAAACUCUCACUGGCCAAGGACUGCUAACUUCCGGUUUAGCCCUCAACCUCGAACGGAGAUAAAAUGAUUUAAUCGGGUGGCUCUUCUGGACUUUCCAAAUAUUAUCGCACCAAAUGGUUGAAAUUCUGAUAAAAUAAAAAAAGUGUAUCCACUGUUUUAAAGCCGCUUCUUUCACAAUUUAAGAGUAUAAAAUUGGCUUCAAAGCCCGGCGCUCUUCCUGGGGAAUUGGGAGUGGGUCCUCUUGUACGAAGGCCACCAUGUUGAACCACCAUGUUUCUACAGUAGCCUGGACCUGGAAUGGACAAACCAAACACUUAGAUAGGGCCUUUUUUUAACAAAGUAGCCUACAAUGUAAACAAAAACAGAACACACACAACACCAAAACAAUAAAUAUAUUGUGAGCACCAAAAAGGUUACAAAGCAGCAAUAGCAAAAUAACAUCUAAGUAUGAUUCAUCAACUGGCUCAAGUCAAGUGACUUUUUGAAAGAAAUAUACUUUUGAUCUGUCUGAUGUUAAUGGGAAGCAUACUCCAAGCAGAAGAAUCUCUAGCCUUUACUUUAAAAGGUUAAUGGCCAACUUUGCAAGAAUAUUGUUAAUGUAGCUACUGAGGAUAAUGAAAAGCAGCCAAGUAGAAAAACUGCUCACGUCAGCCUCCUGGUUGUAAUUCCAAGUCUGACUGUUGAAUUUGAGCUACGAUAUCUCCCACAUGAAAAGAACCACAGAAAUCAAUGAACCAGGCAGUCACAAAACAGCUGCAAAACCACCAUUGCUGGCAGUUACAUCCAAAUAAAAUCAAGCAAGACAAAUACCGUCAAUUACCAUCAUUGAAAAGCAGCAAUGCACUGCUUGUAUCUGGUUUCACUUGUUAACAAACAACAGUAAUUUAACUUGUGUUUACCUGGUGUGUCUACAAAGCGGAAACACUCCCAAGUUGAAAUAAUUGGAGGUUUUCCCAUCAUUCCUAUUGUGCUGACAUGGUGUGAAUGCAGUAUAACACAUGCAGGGACUUGCCUGCAAUGCCCACAAUUCCCUGGCUUCAUUGAAACUCUGAAUAUGGAAGAAGAAUGGAACAACAAUGGUACAUUUACUUUCAUUUUUGACCAUGACAGUCUACAUUGAGUGCCAGCAGGUUAGCUCAGGGAGUUUGUUUUAGUAUGCUAGCUUAGUUAAUAAGCUAAAGAAAGUAAAGUCUGUGUUCGCUUUAACUGAAUGAAGGCCCCCAACUCACAACGAUUUCUUUCCUUUACUCAUCAUUUUUGAUAAUACCUGAAAUUAACUGUUACCAUUUAGGAAUCACUGGAACAGCAUGGGUAUUUUUUGUGUUAGCAGCUAACAUGUUAGCUCCCUCAUGUCUUUUUUUGCGUGGUGUGAUGAGUGUUGACAGGAACGUUGUGGCUCCUUCUGUUAUUUAACCCAACCAAUUACAUUAGUUCUGCCCCAAAGAUAUGUUGAACUUCCGUUCUGCUCACACACGCUUACACACACAUAAGUUACCAUAGUUUGUGUCUACCUUCCCACACCCACUCUCACCCCACUCUGUCUCAUAAACUGCAGUCUGUAUCACUCUGUAACCUUCACAGACAACACCUGUGGGUGUGAAUCAUGUACACAUGCUGCCAAAUAUCCAUUGAGUUGAUCUCUGCUGUCAAUCAGAUCACCCAGGUGAAGCAGGCAUUGGCUGGAGGGCCAUGACCUUGUUCCAAGUCUGGGUUGUGUGAUGAGUCAGCAGCUAUGAAAAAGCAAAGGAGCUCACGGGAACAGGAAAUGGGUGCAUGUGAACAUUUUUGUACAUAAAUCCGCAAUUACAGCUCACGCUGACUUGGAACUCUCAGCCUAUUAGUGGUCAUAGAAUAUUUUGAAACUUUAUCUUUAAUGCAUCUGUUCAGGCUUGUUUGGGUUUACAUGCUGUUUGACACAGAGGGAGGGCAAGGGCACAAAAUGUUUACUUUGUCAAGUUACAAGCUGAUUUAUUAUAAUUAUUGUGUUACAAAUGUUAUAUUUGUUUUGUUUUCUAAUUUUAUAUUCUUGUUACUGAUUACACAUUAGUAAGCUAACUGACAAAACAAAUUAAGUCAUCUCAGAUUUAUUAAACAUUUUGUGUUUUCAACCGUUUCAACAAGAGGUAAAUUAAACCAUAAU